AUGCCUGCGGACUACGAGUCCACAGCGCGGGCACUGGCGCUCUCGACGUCGCCGUCGGAGCCCGAUCCACCAUCGCCGGGCAGCGAGAACCAACUGCCCUGGAGUCGGUCGGGCUGCCGGGACUCCUCGACGCGCUGGUCGGAUGAACAGGCAAGCGGGUUCCGCGAACGCACGGUGAAGCGCACCAAAGAACUAUACAGCAAGGUCCGGGAACGAUGGGAAGGGAUGACAUUAUGGCAGAAAAUCGGCUUCUAUGCCGCAUCACUGUUGGUAGGGGCAUUGGGCAUUGGCUUCAUGGUUUUGACGGGCAAGAUAUUCAUCUGGUUGGGCCCAGUCGCUGAAAGAUGGGAGCGCUCCCCGUUGGCCGCAUUUGUCCUGUGGCUCUGUGUCUUUUUUGUCUCAUUCCCGCCGUUGGUGGGGUGGUCGACUUUUGGCACGGUGGCAGGCUUCAUAUUUGGAUGGUGGAAGGGAUGGAUUCUCUAUACCACUGCGACCGUCCUCGGAUCGACCGCCUCGUUCUAUGUUUCACGUACCGUACUAUCCAAAUUUGUGAAGCGCCUGAUGGAACACGACAAGCGGUUUGCGGCGCUAUCACUGACAUUGAAGUAUGAUGGUCUGAAGCUUCUAUGCAUGAUCCGUCUGUGUCCCUUACCUUACUCCAUCUGCAAUGGCGCCGUGUCUACCUUUCCUACGGUGCAACCCUUGAUGUAUGGAUUAGCCACGGCCAUUAUCUGCCCGAAGUUGCUAGUCCCGGCCUUUAUCGGCAGUCGUAUUCGUCUUCUUUCCGAGAAGGGCGAACAGAUGAGUGCCGGCUCCAAGGCCGUGAACAUCAUUAGUAUUAUUGUGACAAUUGGUGUGGGAGCUUUCACUGGUUACUAUAUUUACAACAGGACUUUGGCUCGUGCGAAAGAACUUGAAGCCAAAGAGCGCGCUGAAAUUCGAGAAUCCCUCGAGGGCGACCAUGCCGCCCACCGGCCCCACGGCAGGUUCUCUGAUGAUGAUGAUGCCAACGAAGCGGCCCGAAUACUUGCUCGCGAUGAAGAAGAGCGCAUUGGAUUUGAUGACGAUCAAGUCGAUCUUGAUCUAGCGGACGAGAGUGACAGCGACCCUUCAGGUCAUUGGAAGAAAACCAACCGCCGGUCCUACCAUGAUGAUUUCACGGAUAAUGACUCGGAUGACUUCCCGGGUGAUGCGGAUGAGGCCUAUGGGCUCCACAGCCACAUCGCACGGCCGACCUGA
Molecule: messenger RNA, 1239 nt
Organism: Penicillium macrosclerotiorum
Lineage: Eukaryota; Fungi; Ascomycota; Eurotiomycetes; Eurotiales; Aspergillaceae
Product: TVP38/TMEM64 family protein
Exons: 3
Coding region: 1-1239 (412 amino acids)
Biological process (GO): vesicle-mediated transport; mitotic spindle elongation
Cellular component (GO): Golgi membrane
Source: RefSeq, a predicted model, not a curated record